Messenger RNA from Oenanthe melanoleuca, 1386 nucleotides. It is a transcript of the gene IL7R, whose product is annotated as interleukin 7 receptor. The coding region runs from base 1 to 1371 and encodes 456 amino acids. NCBI's taxonomy places the organism in Eukaryota, Metazoa, Chordata, Aves, Passeriformes, Muscicapidae. Gene Ontology annotation, biological process: hemopoiesis; positive regulation of receptor signaling pathway via JAK-STAT; cytokine-mediated signaling pathway. The transcript is spliced from 8 exons. The record is from RefSeq and is a predicted model, not a curated record. Gene Ontology annotation, molecular function: protein binding; cytokine receptor activity. Gene Ontology annotation, cellular component: membrane; external side of plasma membrane.
AUGGCACAGCCCGGCACUGUGCUCAGCGUCUUCGCCGUGGUCCUGCACACCGCCCUGGGCGAAAGUGGUUGCACCUCAGCAGACGGUGAUGGGACUCUUGGGGAUGAUGAACCAGACAAUUUUGACAUUGACUGCUUCAGCCAGCUGGAAAUUAAGGACUCCUUUAGCAGCCUGACCUGCAAUUUCACCGAGCUGCCUCCUUACAACACUAACUACACCCUGUCGCUGUGUACCAAGGAAGACAACGAUUACGCCUGCUCCAGCAUGAAGAAACAGGAGGAUGUAUUCUUCAUACAGUUCAUUGAUAUACUCUCAAACAGAGAUGUUUGCAUGCACUCUGAGAUGAAGAGAAGGGUCUGCAGGAGUCUGGUUAUAACUGACAUUGUUAAGCCCGAAGUUCCAUUCGCUAUAAAUAUCACAUAUGAAAGGGAGGCAAAUGAAUAUCUUAUUCGUUACUGUACACCACACUCCAGGAAGAAAUACUUAAAGGACAAAUUAGUACACCAAGUAGCCUACCGGCAGAAAGAAGGUACCUGGAAGACAAUAGAGUCACCAUAUCUUCAGAUAAAAUUGCUGGGGCAAAACCUUGAAAAUGAAGCAUCAUAUGAGGUGAAAGUACGUUCUCAGCCCAAUGGAGAUUAUUUUAAGGGCACAUGGAGUGAAUGGAGCACUUCCAAGAGCUUCAGGACAGCAAGAGAGCAGCACUCCACAGAAAACUAUAGCAGUGUGGUCAUGGUUAUACUCUCCAUCCUGGGAUUCAUGCUGUCUGUUGCUAUGAUUGCACUGGUCGUAGUAUUUUGGGAAAACAGGAUCAAGCCUGCUGUAUGGCCAAACCUUCCUGACCAUAAAAAAACACUGGAGCAGCUAUGCAAGAAGCCAAAAAACAAUUUUGAUACAAGCUUUAACCCAGAGAGUUUUGGUUAUGUUCAUAUCCAUAAAGUGGAUGGGCUUUGGGCAAAAGCUGAACUGGAAAAUUUUCUGCAGUCAUCAACUGCUCCAGAGACAAGCCUUCCAGAAAAAUUCAGGAGUGGAUCAGACCUGAAGAUGAUCCCUGCAAUGGCAGACAAAACCAACCUAAACCUGCCAGUGUCUUAUGAAGCCCUGCACAGGCUCCUGGGCACCAGCCAGCGUGCAGCCACCGAGGGCAGCUGCAGCUGCAGCACCUAUGAGAUUUGCCACAGCAACAGGGUGCCCCAGCACAACGAUGGUUUCAGCCUUUCCUCCACUUGUCCACUGGAUCCUUCUGGCCAGCCCCAUCCAGACCCCCUAAAUGAUGACACUGUAUCCCAGAUGCUGCCUAACAGUGACAUGAGAUCACCAAACAAUGAGGAAGCCUAUGUCACAAUGUCCAGCUUCUACAAAAUUCAGUAAAUCUCACAAGAAUUA